AUGGCAUGGAGUUACUUUCGGCAGAUUUUGCAGGCUUUACAGUUCAUACACGGCAAAGAUAUUAUUCAUCGGGACUUGAAGUCGGAUAAUAUUUUCAUAGACGACAGUGGAACAGUGAAAAUUGGGGACUUUGGAUUAGCUCUGAAAAUGGAUGUCAGUUCUACCACAAAUUCGUUACCAGUUGGUGCGUAUCUCUACCGUGCACCUGAAAUGAAAAAGGGGGACCCCACCUACAAGCCCACCAACAAGGUGGACAUGUAUGCCUUGGGGUUGAUUCUAUUCCAGCUGUUUUGUCCCCGGCAAUGUUCUGAGCGCAAAAUGUUGAAACUAAGAGAUUCGCCCGAGCAAGUUUGCGAAAAGUAUAAGGUGGAUGAAACUGCCAAGCACCUGAUCUUGGAGCUACUUCAGACAGAUCCAUUGAAACGGCCUUCUCCUGCAGAUCUUCUUCGUCGUUUAGAUGGAUUGGAGAGAGAAGGAGCCUUAUGCUUUGAUAAAAUUGGUCAGGCUGCAGACACGAAGGUCCAAAAUAUUCCCACAGAGAAUACGUCGUCGUCGGAUCAUAGACCUCGCGAGUUGGAAAGUUGUCCGAUUCAAACCGGUUCAUAUAAUUAUUAA
This is a messenger RNA of Coffea eugenioides, 615 nucleotides long. RefSeq names its product eIF-2-alpha kinase GCN2-like. Gene Ontology annotation, molecular function: ATP binding; eukaryotic translation initiation factor 2alpha kinase activity. The coding region runs from base 1 to 615 and encodes 204 amino acids. Lineage: Eukaryota; Viridiplantae; Streptophyta; Magnoliopsida; Gentianales; Rubiaceae. The transcript has a single exon. The record is from RefSeq and is a predicted model, not a curated record. Gene Ontology annotation, cellular component: cytosol. Gene Ontology annotation, biological process: protein phosphorylation.